AUGAUAUCGUGGCUUAACGUCACUGCAACGGCUAUCCCUGGAACCCAGAAACGAAACCUUGCAGAGUCGCACCACACAGCAGCCCCAGUGACAUCGCAGUGUGAGAGCAAAGGGGAAGAAAGGAAGAAACAGAUGCUUAUCCGUGUACCGGUGGAGUCUUGCGAACAGUACAAAAGUUGUAGCGAGUGCCUGGGCUCAGGGGACCCCCACUGCGGAUGGUGUGUGCUUCACAACAUGUGCACCAGGAAGGAGCAGUGCGAACGAUCCAGUGAGCCCCGGAGGUUUGCCUCGGAGAUGAAGCAAUGUGUCCGACUCACCGUGCACCCCAACAAUAUCUCCGUCUCCCAGUACAGCGUGACGCUGGUGUUGGAGACCUACAACGUGCCUGAGCUAACCAACGGGGUCAGUUGCUCCUUUGGGGAUUUGGCAGAAAUGGACGGCGUGGUGUCGGGGAACAAGAUCAAGUGCCUGUCACCAGCAGCCAAGGAGGUCCCGAAGAUCAUCACGGAAAAUGGAGACCACCACGUUGUCCAACUCCAGCUCAAAUCCAAAGAAACGGGCAUGACUUUUGCCAGCACCAGCUUUGUCUUCUACAACUGCAGCGUCCACCCCUCGUGCCUCUCGUGUGUGGAGAGCCCGUACCGAUGUUAUUGGUGUAAAUACCGUCACGUUUGCACUCACGAACCUCGCAAUUGUCACUUCCUGGAAGGUCAAGUCAAACUUCCUGAGGACUGUCCCCAGCUGCUGAGGGCCAGCAAGAUCUUGGUCCCCGUGGAUGUUAUCAAGCCCAUCACCUUGAAGGCCAAGAAUUUACCCCAGCCGCAGUCCGGCCAACGGGGCUACGAGUGCAUCAUCACCAUCCAAGGCGCGGAGAAGCGAGUGCCGGCCCUGAGGUUCAACAGCUCCAGUGUCCAAUGCCAGAACACUUCCUAUUCCUAUGACGGGAUGGAGAUCAACAGCCUGCCGGUGGAUCUGACGGUGGUGUGGAAUGGGAAUUUCAACAUUGACAACCCUGCCCAGAAUAAAGGUAACUUGUCGUUUCAACUUGUCCUUGGAAGCGCCAGCUGGUCCUCUGGUUUCCAGUACGCCAACCAGCUGGUCCUCUGGUUCCAGUACGCCAACCAGCUGGUCCUCUGGUUUCCAGUACGCCAACCAGCUGGUCUUCUGGUUUCCAGUACGCCAACCAGCUGGUCCUCUGGUUUCCAGUACGCCAACCAGCUGGUCCUCUGGUUUCCAAUAAGUCCAGUGAGAGGACCUCGCGAAGGAGGAACCAGAGUGACCAUCCGAGGAGAAAAUCUCGGUCUGGAGUUCUGGGACAUCGCGACCCAUGUCAAAGUUGCUGGCGUGGAGUGUGUUCCCUUGAUGGAUGGAUACAUCGCAGCAGAGCAAAUUGUCUGUGAGAUGGGCGAAGCAAAACUCAGCCAGCAUGCUGGAUACGUGGACAUUUGCGUGGCUGAAUGCAGACCAGAAUUCAUGGCGAAAUCCUCCCAGUUCUAUUACUUCACGAUGCUGUCUCUUUCUGACCUCAGGCCAAAGCAAGGACCAAUAUCGGGUGGUACCCAAGUCACGAUCACGGGCAAAAACCUAAAUGCGGGAAGCAACGUUUCCGUAAUGUUCGGAGAAUAUCCUUGUCUUUUCCACCGGAGGACGGCCGAAUACAUUAUUUGCAACACCACAGCUUUUGGAAACGUCUUGGAGAAGAACAUGGUGGACGUAACCGUGAAGGUAGACAAGGCCACGCUGCGCAAGGAGCUGGAGAAGGCUAAAAUGCACAAGGAGCUCAAGUUUAAAUACGUGGAGGAUCCAACCAUUUUGAGAAUCGAACCCGAGUGGAGCAUUGUCAGUGGAAAUACACCUGUUACAGUUUGGGGCACCAACCUGGAUCUCAUCCAGAACCCUCAGAUCCGGGCCAAGUACGGUGGGAAAGAACACAUCAAUGUCUGCGAAGUUCAGAACGAGACGGAAAUGGUCUGCCAGGCUCCGGCAUUGAUGGUGGAGCCUAGUAACACGUCUGAUCUGGCCGAACGGCCGGAUGAAUUCGGCUUUGUCUUGGACAACGUCUUCUCCUUGCUGAUCCUCAACAAGACCAACUUCACCUACUACCCAAACCCUGUCUUUGAGGCCUUCAGUCCCCCCGGGAUUUUGGAACUGAAACCUGGAACCCCUCUGAUCUUGAAGGGGAAGAAUUUAACCCCACCGGUGGCGGGAGGAAACGCUAAGCUGAAUUACACCGUGCUGAUUGGGGAGAAACCCUGCGUGGUUACGGUCUCCGAUGUCCAGCUGUUGUGCGAAUCCCCAAAUCUUACAGGACGGCAUAAAGUCACGGCUCGUGUUGGAGGCAUGGAGUUCUCUCCGGGCAUGGUCAACAUCUCCUCCGACAGCCCGCUCAGCCUGCCUGCCAUCGUCGGCAUCGCCGUGGCGGGCGGCUUGCUCAUCAUCUUCAUCGUGGCCGUCCUGAUCGCCUACAAGCGGAAGUCUCGGGAAAGUGAUCUCACACUGAAGAGGCUACAGAUGCAGAUGGACAAUCUGGAGUCCAGGGUGGCUUUGGAGUGCAAGGAAGCUUUUGCAGAACUCCAGACGGAUAUCCAUGAGCUGACAAGUGACUUGGAUGGGGCAGGAAUACCGUUUCUGGAUUACCGGACGUAUACCAUGAGGGUCCUUUUCCCUGGCAUUGAAGACCAUCCAGUAUUAAGGGAUCUGGAGGUUCCUGGUUACCGGCAAGACCGGGUGGAGAAGGGUCUCAAGUUUUUCGCCCAGCUCAUCAACAACAAGGCCUUCCUUCUCUCCUUCAUCCGCACCCUGGAGUCUCAACGCAGCUUCUCCAUGAGAGACCGUGGCAACGUGGCCUCCCUCAUUAUGACUGUGCUGCAGAGCAAGCUAGAAUAUGCCACCGAUGUCCUCAAGCAGCUCCUGGCCGACCUGAUUGACAAGAACCUGGAGAGCAAAAACCACCCCAAGUUAUUGCUUCGGAGGACCGAAUCGGUGGCGGAGAAGAUGCUUACCAACUGGUUCACCUUCCUUCUUUAUAAAUUCCUCAAGGAAUGUGCUGGGGAGCCCCUCUUUUCCCUCUUCUGCGCCAUCAAGCAGCAGAUGGAGAAAGGGCCCAUCGACGCCAUUACGGGAGAAGCCCGCUAUUCCCUAAGCGAGGACAAACUCAUCCGGCAGCAGAUCGACUACAAGACCCUGGUGCUGAGUUGUGUGAAUCCGGAUAACGUGAACAGCCCUGAGAUUCCAGUGAAGAUCUUGAACUGCGACACCAUCACCCAAGUGAAGGAGAAGUUCCUGGAUGCCAUCUUCAAGAACGUGCCUUGUUCUCAUCGGCCCAAAGCUGCAGAUAUGGAUCUUGAAUGGCGGCAGACCAAUGGCACCAGAAUGAUCCUUCAGGAUGAAGAUCUGACCACCAAGAUUGAGAACGACUGGAAGAGGCUGAAUACUCUUGCCCAUUAUCAGGUGCCAGAUGGUUCUCUGGUGGCUUUGGUAUCCAAGCAAGUCACUGCUUACAACGCAGUCAACAAUUUCACCGUCUCGAGGACUUCUGCAAGCAAGUACGAAAACAUGAUCCGCUACACCGGAAGCCCAGAUAGCUUGCGUUCCCGGACGCCCAUGAUCACGCCUGACCUAGAAAGUGGGGUCAAGAUGUGGCAUUUAGUGAAGAACCACGAGCAUGGCGAUCAGAAAGAAGGGGACCGAGGGAGCAAGAUGGUAUCUGAAAUCUACCUGACAAGGCUGCUAGCCACCAAGGGCACUUUACAGAAGUUUGUGGAUGACCUCUUCGAGACAAUCUUCAGCACGGCCCACCGAGGCAGUGCGCUGCCCCUGGCCAUCAAGUACAUGUUUGACUUCCUGGAUGAGCAAGCUGACAAGCACAACAUCCACGAUCCCCACGUGAGACACACCUGGAAAAGCAAUUGCUUGCCCUUGAGGUUUUGGGUGAACAUGAUCAAAAAUCCGCAGUUUGUCUUCGACAUUCACAAGAACAGCAUCACGGAUGCCUGCUUAUCGGUGGUCGCACAAACCUUCAUGGACUCCUGUUCAACCUCAGAGCACCGUUUGGGCAAAGAUUCCCCAUCUAAUAAACUGCUUUAUGCCAAGGAUAUCCCCAGCUACAAGAACUGGGUAGAAAGGUAG
Pantherophis guttatus is the source of this 4128-nucleotide messenger RNA. The record is from RefSeq and is a predicted model, not a curated record. Lineage: Eukaryota; Metazoa; Chordata; Lepidosauria; Squamata; Colubridae.